This is a messenger RNA of Euleptes europaea (tarantolino), 1248 nucleotides long. Its product is annotated as interferon-inducible GTPase 5-like. The record is from RefSeq and is a predicted model, not a curated record. Gene Ontology annotation, cellular component: membrane. NCBI's taxonomy places the organism in Eukaryota, Metazoa, Chordata, Lepidosauria, Squamata, Sphaerodactylidae. Gene Ontology annotation, molecular function: GTPase activity; GTP binding. The transcript is spliced from 2 exons. Bases 4 to 1248 code for a protein of 414 amino acids.
UGUAUGGCGGUUCAGCCCCCUGUGGCUUUGCCCAACAGGGCUGAGCUCCUAGAAGAAUAUGACAUCAUUACUGAAGACGACACUGAAGAGAUUAAAGAGGCUCUUGAAGGAGGGAGAAUGGCAGACGCAACAUCCAAGAUUAUGGAAAACUUACAGGCCUUGGAGAAUGCUCGUCUUGAUAUUGCAGUAACAGGAGAGUGCGGCUCUGGCAAGUCCUCUUUUGUCAAUGCCAUCCGGGGCCUAGGGGACACAGAUGAUGGUGCUGCCCCCACUGGGGUGGUGGAGACAACAGUAAAGCCCAUUCCUUAUCAAUUCAACAAGUACCCCAAUGUGACGAUCUGGGACUUGCCGGGAAUCGGUACACCCAACUUCCAGCCCAACACUUACUUGAAACAGGUGAAUUUCUCCUGUUAUGACUUCUUCAUUAUUAUUGCCUCAGAGCGCUUCAAAUUCAACCAUGCCCGGUUGGCCCAAGAAAUCCAGAUGCAGGGCAAACGCUUCUAUUUUGUACGUUCCAAAGUAGACAUGGAUGUGCAGGCUGCCAGAACGCGUCGGCAACACACUGACGAGGAGGGCGUCCUGCAGCAAAUCCGCAAGAAUUGUCAAGAGUGCCUGGAGGCAGAAAAUGUGGCCUCUUCCCACAUUUUUCUCCUUUCCAACUGGGACUUCAGCAAAUAUGACUUUAUGCUGCUAGAGGAGACCUUAGAGCAAGAACUUCCGAGCCACAAGAGACACGCCUUCCUCCUAGCCCUGCCCAACAUCUCUUUGGAAAUUUUGCGCAAAAAGGAAGAGACCUUACGGAAACAGAUCUGGAAGCUGGCCAUUGCCUCAUGUGGUGCGGCAGCUAUGCCCAUCCCGGGUCUCUCCAUGGCCUGCGACGUGGCCAUCCUGGUCAAGUCCCUCUCGGAGUACCGCAAGAACUUUGGCCUGGAUGACGAAUCCUUGGAGAACUUGGCGAAGAAGGUGGACAAGCCUGUGGAGGAGAUCAAAGAGGUGAUUACAUCCCCAUUGGCCAAAGAGAUCACCAAGGAUGCAGUGGUGAAGAUGCUCAGCCAAGGGACGGUCACCAAGACUGGUGGUGGGACGUUGAUGGUGAUACUGAAUUGUAGCAAAGUGUCCAUAUUUGGUUCCCUGGUUGCUGGGGGGAUUGCCUUCGGAACCACCUACUACAUGCUGUGCAGUUCCCUCAACGAAAUAGCAAAAAUUGCUCAAGAUGUACUCAUCAAGGCCUUGGAGUCUCAUGUUUGA